AUGGAGAUGCCAGCAAACCAACGGACAACCAAACGCAGCCGUAGUCCUUGCUCGGAUGAAUGCCGCGCGCGUUCGCCCUCCACGGUGGCGCGCCGGGUUGCGCGCGAUGAAGGUGGGGCGCAGGAGGAUGUGGCCGUCUUUAUCUUUCGCCGCGACCUCCGUCUCGCGGAUAACACCGCGUUGUGGCAGCUGAUCGAUCGCGCCGCCGCCGAGGCCUUGCGGAUUCUACCCCUUUUCUUCUUCAACCCCUUGCAGGCGGAUCCGGCGAAGAAUCCGUACUUUGGCGACGCCAGCUUCCAAGUGAUGUUGGAGUCGCUUGAAGAUUUGGAUAGCAGUGGGCAGUUGGAUGGCCGGCUCGUCUGCCUGCGCGGGGCCGAUGAGGAAUGCCUCGCCGAGGUUCAACAGCGCGGGUUUCGGAUUCGGCUUUUGGCGUUUAACGCGGAUUUCACCCCGUUUGCCUUGGUGCGGGAUGCCCGUUUGUUGGAAUGGUGCCAUGCCCAUCAGGUGGAGAGUAUCCAAUGCCGCCACGAUUACACCCUCCUUCCAUUGGAUACGGUGUUGAAGCAGGAUGGGCAGCCGUAUAGCGUUUUCACGCCUUUUUAUCGUCGUUUUGUAUCGGAUUUCGCGAAUCAAGUGCCCCCCCCUCGCCUCGCGGCGUUGGAGGUCGCGAGGUGGUUUGUGCCGGAUGGCCAGACACGUUUCCAGCGCGUGGGGGUCCUUCCCACGAGCCUCUUGCGGGAUUUCCGACGAACGCUUUCGGAUCGAGGGGGGCGCACGGAGGGGCUUCGGCGGCUCGAUCGCAUCGCCACGAUGUCGGACUAUGACGUCACGCGGGAUCUCAUGGCCCUCGACGCCACCUCGCAUCUGAGCCCUCAUUUGAAGUUCGGAACGGUUUCCAUCCGGGAGGCGUGGGACCGCGCGGUGCGUCUGCUCGGGCUUCCCCAUAGCUUCACCCGCCAACUCCUCUGGCGGGAGUUCUACGCGAUGCUGCUGGAGCACCACCCCCGUUUGGUUGGGGGGCAACUCCGGGCCGUGGCGCCGCCCGCCGGGCUCCCAAAAGGGCUCGCGAUCCGCCCGCGGAACGAGCCGUUUCUCGCGAAGUAUCAACGCUUCCGCUGGGCCCCCCCGCCGGCGGCGGCGUGGGCGGCCUUUCAGGCCGGCCGCACAGGGGUGCCCCUCGUCGACGCCGCGGUGCGCUGCCUGAACGAGACCGGGUGGUGCCCCAAUCGCGGCCGCAUGCUGCUCGCGUCUUUUCUCGUGAAAGUCCUCGCGGUGGAUUGGCGGGAAGGCGAGCGGUGGUACGCGAGCAAGGCGGUGGAUUACGACGUCGCGGCGAACAACGGGGGGUGGCUGUGGUCCGCCGGGCAAGGCGCCGACGCGCAGCCGUACUUUCGCACGUUUAACCCCUUUCGCCAAUCGCUCCGGUACGACCCGGAUGGGGUGUUUAUUCGGGCCUGGGUGCCCGAGCUCCGCGGCCUCCCGCCCGCGAUCCUGCACACCUGGGAUGCGUACUGUCGAGCCCACGGGCAUCGGCCCUGUGGGGAUCCAAACGACGGCGCCCGGCUCGCGGAGCCCUGCCGCAGCGACGGCGACGGCAACGCCAAACCCCCAUCGCUGUCGGGCAAGAAAGGGAAGUGGGGGGUGCGGUACGUCACGGCGUACCCGGCCCCUAUCGUGGACAUUAAGGCCUGCACGCAGGCCGUCAUCCAAGAGUUUAAAAAGUACGACGUGAAAAAUUAA
Messenger RNA from Phytomonas sp. EM1, 1740 nucleotides. The record is from the annotation of a GenBank genome assembly. Lineage: Eukaryota; Euglenozoa; Kinetoplastea; Trypanosomatida; Trypanosomatidae.